GAAUUUUGUUAUCGUGUAUCGUGAGGAACUGGGUAUCCAUUCCAAAUUACAACCGACCUUUCUCCUCAUUCCGGUUUCCCUGCAAUUUCCCUUUUCACACAAAAUUCAUUCUAUAAAUUAAACGCCAUGCUUUCUCAUAACUUCCAUUCCAAUUCCAUCACUUCUUCUUUGCAAUUCUCAGCUUCGUCUUACGAUCUCGAUUAUUCCCCGCGUUUCGUAUCGUUAUUGAUUUUCCGUCAUGAGCCAAUAUCGCCAACAAGAAAUUCCCAUGGGUUAUCCGACGCCGCCGCCACCGUCGUAUCCGGCGGGAGUGCAAGAUAAUGAGGGGAAGUCGGCCGGGCCUUAUGUUGCAGCUCCGCCUCCGGUUGGGUAUCCGGUGAGAGACGGUCCACAGUACCCUCACCAAACUAAUUUCACUCCCCAAACUCAAUCAAGAGGAGAUGGCUUCUGGAAAGGAUGCUGUGCUGCGUUGUGUUGCUGCUGGGUAUUGGACUGUGUCUUUUGAGGAUGCUGACUUAGCUACAUCGGUGAUUGUUGGAUUGGUUGAGACGAGACUCAUUUUUUCAGUUUUAGUUUAGUUUUGCUAUAUUGUAUUGUUACUCUUUUAUUAUGUAUGCCCUGCUGUCUUUUAGGCCUUUAUUCUUUUGUAUUUGUACUGUGUAUUUUCAGUAUUAUUCCAUUCUCAUUCUUUUAUUAUAAAUAAAUUUUGUUAUGUAAUACUAUUGCUCCCAUUCUUACCUAUUUUCAACCACAUUUCUGUAUAUUUAUUGUA
This is a messenger RNA of Benincasa hispida (wax gourd), 772 nucleotides long. Its product is annotated as protein CYSTEINE-RICH TRANSMEMBRANE MODULE 6-like. The record is from RefSeq and is a predicted model, not a curated record. Gene Ontology annotation, cellular component: plasma membrane. NCBI's taxonomy places the organism in Eukaryota, Viridiplantae, Streptophyta, Magnoliopsida, Cucurbitales, Cucurbitaceae.